GUCGCAUUUCUAGAAAUUAUCAUUAUUAUAACGUGGCAAUAAAUUCGAGGAUUUUAUUUCUAAAUUUUGGAUAAUGAUAACAAUAUCUUUCCCGCCUUCAUAAAUUUUCUACGUAAAAUGUUGAAAAGCUAACGUUAUUUUAUUUUCAUACCCAUUUCACUUUGAUUGUCUCUUCUAACGUGACGUAAAAAAGUGUGAUAAAUAUGCUCAAAACAAACCAGAAAUAGUGUUUCAUUCCCUUCUGAGAUUUAUUUUUAAAACCGACCUUCCUCCGAACAAAAGGAUCAUUAAGUGAAAGAAUUGAUAUCGCUAAAUACCUGAAGAGAAUCGAAUUGGAUAUGCUUUUCGUCUCUAUAAUUAUUACAAUGAAGACGAUUUUUUUUCUGUCAUCGUCCACUUUGGUGAGAAUAAUUACAGAAGCAAAACGUAUAAAUUUUAAAACAAUUAUAACUAUGCGAAGCUAAGCGUAAGCAGGUUCAGGUAUACCUACACCUAGACAUUUGGUUUUGUGACACUUGUGAUCAUCAUGAAGAAAAAAUACGAUGUGAUGCAAAUAAUCACCUAUGAUGAAACUGAAACGAGCAAGAGUGGGUUAAACGAAACGAAGGUUAAAAAUCCAGGUAUCGGUGUGCGACAUUUGCAAAGUUUAUUAUUAGCAUUAUGCGUUUUCUGUGGAUAUCUCAUAAGGGUCAACUUAUCAGUGACAAUCCUUGCUAUGACCAAACCUGAAGAACCAACCGAGUCGAAACAAGAUUAUGGAUUUCCUGCAUAUUACUGGGAUGAAGAUGUGCAAGGUUGGCUACACGCGUCCUUCUUUCUUGGUUACCUUGUUAUGAACUUUCCUGCAGCUUGCUUAGGAGUGUAUUUCAACUUGAAAAUGUUACUGUUGAUUUCAACCAUUGUAAAUGGAAUGUUGGACUGUAUGACUCCAAUUCUGAUCAACAUGGAUUACAAUGGAACAAAUGAAUUUUUGUUACAAAUAAAAGAAAUUCUCGGCGAGGGAAAUUGGAGAGUUUUUGCUGUGCUUCGAACCAUGCAAGGAAUGAUUCAAGCGUUUAUGAUACCGACAAUUCACGCCAUAAUUGCCCAAUGGGCUCCUCCCAAUGAACGAGGUCGAUUGGUAGGAUUCAUCAUGACCGGUAUACCAUUUGGCACAAUGGUCGCAUUGGCAGGUUCUGGAGAGUUGACCAGUAAUGCCAACUUGGGUUGGCCUUCGGUAUUCUAUAUUAGUGGUGUUUGUAGCAUAUUAUGGGCUCUGUUCUGGGGAUGGUUUGGUUUCAGUAGCCCUUCAGCGCAUCCAACUAUUUCAUCCGAAGAAUAUAAUUACAUUUGUAGUGAAUUACCACCGAAAUCUGAAAAAAAAGUACCAUGGAUUGAUCUGUUCACGAGUCUUCCCGUCUGGGCCAUUGUUAUCGCUCAUACAACCCACAAUUGGGGAUUCUGGUUACUUUUAUCCGAAAUGCCAACCUUUUUACAUGCAGUUUCAGGCUUCAAUAUAAAAUCAGACGGAUUACUUUCUUCCACACCUUACGUAACCAUGUGGUUAUUACAAUUCCCCGUCAUGUGGGUAGCUGAUACACUAAAUAAACGAGGUAUAACAUCAUUAACAAUCUCGCGAAAGAUAUGGACUUCUAUUGGUCUUUGGGGAUCAGCAGCUGGUCUUUUGGUACUUGGGCAUUUAGAUAAUAACACACUAGCUGCUGUAAGUUUAUACAUUGUUUCUGUUGGUAUUGGAUGCUGCUGUAAUGUAGGCUUCAACGUCAACCAUAUGGAUUUAACAUCGAACUACGCCGGUAUCGCUAUGGGUCUGUCGAAUGGUAUCGCAGCCACGGGUGGUUUUGGGGCUCCACUUAUGGUCAGCGUUUUAGUGCAGGAUAUUACUUCAGUAAGUCAAUGGCGUACAGUUUUUUAUGCAGGAGCAGGUAUCCUCUUCCUUGGCAACUUGUUCUUUGUACUUUUUGGUUCUGGUGAAACCCAAUCCUGGAAUAAUAAGCAUAAGGAUACUAGAUGCUGAAUUGAUAUUUUUAUAUCUGUACAUAUUUAUUAUAUGCUAGGGUUUUUCUUGUUACCUAGGUAGGUAGGUACCUAUUUGUGUGAAUUUUAAAAUAAAAUUUAUUUUAUUUUGUGACA
Messenger RNA from Planococcus citri (citrus mealybug), 2130 nucleotides. RefSeq names its product sialin-like. Lineage: Eukaryota; Metazoa; Arthropoda; Insecta; Hemiptera; Pseudococcidae. The record is from RefSeq and is a predicted model, not a curated record. The transcript has 9 exons. Gene Ontology annotation, cellular component: membrane. Gene Ontology annotation, biological process: monoatomic anion transport; transmembrane transport. Bases 527 to 2014 code for a protein of 495 amino acids. Gene Ontology annotation, molecular function: transmembrane transporter activity.